AUGACUAUCCAAUCGAUUCAAGAUGUACCUGCCAUCGAUGAGGAACCCCGUUUCGCUAAGGACAACCGUGGAUUUGGUACCAGGGCUGUUCAGGCCGGUUCACCUCACGACCCUGUAACUGGGGCUGUUAUCGCACCUAUUUCCCUUGCUACCACCUACGCCCAAACAGCAGUAGGAAAUCCAAUCGGUCUUUACGAAUAUUCUCGUUCAUCGAACCCCAACCGUGACAAUUUUGAGAAAGCUGUAGCUGCACUCGAAGGCGCUAGUUACGCUCUCGCCUUCUCAUCCGGAUCUGCAACCACUGCUACAAUUCUUCAAAGUUUGGCAGCUGGUAGUCAUGUCAUCUCUAUCAGUGAUGUCUACGGCGGUACCCAUCGUUACUUCACAAAGGUUGCAGCUGCCCACGGUGUUCGUGUGUCGUUCACGGGCGCCAUCGAAGUCGACGCAGAAUCCAUGAUUGGCCCAGACACCAAGCUUAUCUGGAUCGAGACCCCAAGCAACCCCACAUUGUCGCUGGUGAACAUCAGCGCAAUUGCAGAAAUUGCGCAUCAGCAUGGAAUUCUUGUGGUAGUUGAUAACACUUUCUUGUCGCCAUACAUCCAGAAUCCUCUCAACCAUGGAGCUGAUAUCGUCGUCCAUUCGGUAACCAAAUAUAUUAACGGCCAUUCUGAUGUCUUAAUGGGUGUUGCUGCAUUCAACGAUUCGCAGCUUAACGACCGCCUCACGUUCCUCCAAAACGCAAUCGGCGCGGUUCCCUCUCCAUUUGACUGCUGGCUUGCCCAUCGUGGUCUGAAGACUCUUCACCUCCGUGCAAAGGCCGCAACUGAGAAUGCCACUGCCAUCGCUACUGUCCUUGAGUCCUCGCCAUACGUUCUUUCUGUCAACUACCCCGGCCUCAAUUCUCACCCGCAGCGCAAGGUUGCCGUAUUGCAACACCGUAAGGGUAUGGGUGGUGGUAUGGUCUCGUUCAGAAUCCAGGGUGGGCGUCGCGCCGCCGAGAGGUUCUGCCAGGAAACCAAAAUCUUCACACUUGCAGAAUCCCUCGGUGGGAUUGAGAGUCUUUGCGAGUUGCCAGCUGGCAUGACCCACGCUGGAAUCCCCGUAGAGGCGAGGGAGAAGAGCGGUGUUUUCGAUGACCUCAUUCGGUUGAGUGUUGGUAUCGAAGAUACUGAGGACCUGGUUGAUGAUAUCGUCGGCGCACUCGAAAGAGUCAACAACUACGUCCAAGGAAAUAAGGCUUAA
Molecule: messenger RNA, 1242 nt
Organism: Morchella importuna
Lineage: Eukaryota; Fungi; Ascomycota; Pezizomycetes; Pezizales; Morchellaceae
Exons: 3
Coding region: 1-1242 (413 amino acids)
Biological process (GO): transsulfuration
Cellular component (GO): cytoplasm
Molecular function (GO): cystathionine gamma-lyase activity; pyridoxal phosphate binding
Source: RefSeq, a predicted model, not a curated record